Molecule: messenger RNA, 864 nt
Organism: Branchiostoma floridae (Florida lancelet)
Lineage: Eukaryota; Metazoa; Chordata; Leptocardii; Amphioxiformes; Branchiostomatidae
Product: kelch-like protein 15
Exons: 3
Coding region: 1-864 (287 amino acids)
Molecular function (GO): protein binding
Source: RefSeq, a predicted model, not a curated record
AUGUCUGUCACCGAGCGGCAUCCGCUGUUCAACCUCAAGUCCCUCCUGGAACACGGGACACUAACGGACGUCACCCUCAUCGUGGACGGGCAUCGCAAGUUUCAGGCGCACAAAGCCGUCCUGGUGGUCUUCAGCGAGUUUUUCCGGACGAUGUUUGACGGUCCGCAGUGGCAGGAGGCGUCGUCUGACGUGGUGUACCUGCAUGACGACAGCGUGACGUCAGAAGUGACGUCACGUCUUCUCCAGUACGCCUACGACCCGUCCUCCGACCUGGGCCUGACGCGGGAGAACGUGCUGGAGACGCUGGCGGCGGCAGACCAUAUACAGGCGCCCGCUGCGCUGAAGAAAUGCUGCGACUUCGUCAAGUCCGCCAUGAUGGAGAGCGAAGCGGCGACCUUGAAGAAGUAUUUCUGGAAGCUGACGGCGUACGCGGAGAAAUACCCGGACUUGUCAGGCUUCCAGGACGACCUGCUGCACCUCUUCGCGAGGAACUUCUGCUCUAUGAUGGAGCUGAAAGAUACUAUCGAACUCGCGAGCGCCGAGUGGCUGGGGGCGAUGCUGGAGAGAGACGACCUCUGUGCGCCGAGCGAGUUCGCCGUUCUGGAAGCGGUGCUGCGUUGGGUGCGCCACCUUCCGGGAGAGAGAGGUCAGUACACCGCCUCGCUGUUGAGUAACGUGCGGUUUGGGCUGAUUCCGAGAGACAUGUUGACGAACCCAACCCUGGCAAACGACUCCUGUUUUCCCGGGCUGAAGGAGGCGUGUCACACGGCGGUGCAGUACCACUACCUGCCGCAGGAGUUCCGCCCCUCCGUGUCCUCAGAGUACGACCGCCCGAGAGGAACAUCCAAGGUAGGCAGCCAAUGA